This is a messenger RNA of Stegostoma tigrinum, 8072 nucleotides long. Its product is annotated as unconventional myosin-Va. The coding region runs from base 309 to 5795 and encodes 1828 amino acids. Gene Ontology annotation, cellular component: myosin complex; actin cytoskeleton; vesicle. Gene Ontology annotation, molecular function: microfilament motor activity; actin filament binding; ATP binding. The record is from RefSeq and is a predicted model, not a curated record. NCBI's taxonomy places the organism in Eukaryota, Metazoa, Chordata, Chondrichthyes, Orectolobiformes, Stegostomatidae. The transcript is spliced from 39 exons. Gene Ontology annotation, biological process: vesicle transport along actin filament; actin filament organization.
GUUGAGCACAGAUUUUUCUCGCUGUGUGCAGGAAAGCAUCUUUUUAGGUCUAUCUGUCGUACCCAGAAUGCACAGCCGGGUAGCAUUUCAGUGACACAGGUAACAUGGCGUUUGGUACCUUAGGCUGAGAUUUUCAAAGGGAGGAAGCAGGCGCUGGGUGCACUUUGCUCCGGGAUUCCUUUUGAUUUGGAAAGCCGAUGUUUUGUUGGAGCUGACUGUCCUCCCUUACAACCCUUUCCAGCCGCUGAGCAUUGGGGAAGGAGGCUGCUCCGGACGGUGGCACAGGCACAGACUCGCCCCACAGGAGAAUGGCAGCAUCCGAGCUCUUCACUAAGUUUGCCAGGGUGUGGAUCCCUGAUACAGAGGAUGUCUGGAAAUCGGCUGAGCUUCUCAAAGACUACAAGCCAGGAGACACAGUGCUUCAUCUGAAAUUCGAGGAUGAGCAGGAAACUCGAUAUAACAUUGAUCCUCAAACUAAGGAACUUCCACCACUGCGGAACCCUGACAUCCUUGUGGGUGAAAAUGACCUCACGGCUCUCAGUUAUCUCCAUGAGCCAGCAGUGCUGCAUAACCUUAAAGUACGCUUCAUGGAUUCGAAGCUCAUCUAUACUUACUGUGGUAUUGUUUUGGUAGCCAUCAACCCUUAUGAACAGUUACCUAUCUAUGGAGAAGACAUCAUCAAUGCCUACAGUGGGCAGAACAUGGGAGACAUGGACCCUCACAUCUUUGCUGUGGCUGAAGAAGCAUACAAGCAAAUGGCCAGAGAUGAACGGAAUCAAUCAAUCAUUGUUAGCGGAGAGUCUGGAGCAGGGAAGACUGUCUCGGCUAAGUAUGCCAUGCGAUACUUUGCAACAGUCAGUGGCUCUGCGAGUGAGGCUAACGUGGAAGAGAAGGUCCUGGCUUCGAACCCCAUCAUGGAGUCAAUUGGAAAUGCAAAGACGACCAGGAAUGAUAACAGUAGUCGAUUUGGGAAGUACAUUGAAAUUGGGUUUGACAAAAGGUAUCGCAUCGUUGGAGCUAACAUGAGAACUUACCUGUUGGAAAAGUCGAGAGUUGUAUUUCAGGCUGAGGAUGAAAGAAAUUAUCAUAUUCUGUACCAGCUGUGUGCCUCUAAACAUUUACCAGAAUUCAGAACUCUCAGGCUGAGCAGUGCUCAAAACUUCCACUACACAAAUUUGGGAGGCAGCCCUGUGAUUGAGGGAAUAGAUGAUGCCAAAGAAAUGAUGAAUACCAGACAGGCUUGCUCUUUACUAGGUAUAAGUGAAUCCUAUCAAAUGGGUAUCUUCCACGUUCUUGCAGCAAUUCUUCACUUAGGAAACGUGGCAGUUAAGUCGAACGAGCGUGAUGCUGACAACUGCUUUAUCCCUCCAAACACUGAACACCUAAUCAUCUUCUGUGAUCUGCUGGGCGUGGACUAUGAGCAGAUGUCUCACUGGCUGUGUCACAGAAAGAUUGUCACCGGCUCAGAGACCUAUAUCAAGCCCAUGCCCAAAUUUCAGGCCAUCAAUGCCAGGGAUGCACUGGCAAAACACAUCUAUGCCAGCCUUUUCAACUGGAUUGUACUGCAUGUCAACCAAGCUUUACGUGCUUCAGUAAAACAGCAUUCCUUCAUCGGAGUGCUGGAUAUAUAUGGGUUUGAGACCUUUGAAAUAAACAGUUUUGAACAAUUCUGCAUUAAUUAUGCCAAUGAAAAAUUACAGCAGCAGUUUAAUAUGCAUGUUUUCAAACUAGAGCAGGAAGAGUAUAUGAAGGAGCAGAUUCCAUGGACGCUAAUAGAUUUUUAUGACAAUCAGCCUUGCAUCAACCUAAUUGAAGCUAAACUAGGCAUCCUGGAUCUAUUAGAUGAAGAGUGCAAGAUGCCCAAAGGAUCUGAUGACACAUGGGCUCAGAAGCUUUACAACACUCACUUAAACAAGAGUUCGCUGUUUCAUAAACCACGCUUGUCAAAUAAGGCGUUCAUCAUCCAGCACUUUGCUGACAAGGUUGAGUACCAGUGUGAGGGUUUCUUGGAAAAGAACAAGGAUACAGUGUAUGAGGAACAGAUCACAGUGCUGAAGGCAAGCAAGUUGAGUUUGCUUGCGGAGCUCUUCCAAGAUGAGAAGCCAGCUACCAGCCCUACUGAAGGACGUCCCCCUGUUACCAGGGCAACUGUGAAAUCUGCCAAGCCUCGAUCACUGCAGGCCAGCAAAGAGCACAAGAAAUCAGUGGGACAUCAGUUUCGUAACUCCCUUCAUCUGCUGAUGGAGACCCUUAACGCUACAACUCCUCACUACGUGCGAUGCAUUAAACCCAAUGAUUACAAACUUGCUUUCACGUUCGAUCCAAAACGAGCUGUACAGCAGCUUCGAGCUUGUGGUGUGCUUGAAACCAUUAGGAUAAGUGCUGCUGGCUUCCCAUCAAGAUGGACGUAUCAAGAAUUCUUUAACCGCUAUCGUGUCCUGAUGAAGCAGAAAGAUGUCCUCAGUGACAAAAAGCUGACGUGCAGAAAUGUCCUGGAAAAGUUAAUCAAGGACAAAGACAAGUACCAGUUUGGGAAAACAAAGAUUUUCUUCCGUGCUGGGCAAGUGGCUUACUUGGAAAAGCUGCGAGCAGACAAGCUCAGAGCCGCUUGUAUCAGAAUCCAGAAGACUAUUCGGAGCUGGCUGCAGCGGAAGAAGUAUCUCCGCAUGCGAAAUGCUGCGAUUACAAUUCAGCGAUACGUGCGGGGCUAUCAAGCCAGAUGCUAUGCUCAGUUCCUCCGCAGGACCAGAGCGGCAAUUAUCAUCCAGAAAUACCAGCGAAUGUGUGCUGCUCGUCAAAAUUUCCAACGGAUCCGGUCAGCGACCAUUGUUAUCCAAUCAUUCGUGAGAGGCUUUCAUGGAAGGCGACGGUACCGAGCAGUCCUCCGGGAACAGAAAGCGAUCAUCCUUCAGAAGCACGCACGUGGCUUGUUGGCGAAACGCAGGUACAAGAGGAUCCAGCACGCCGUCGUCUACCUGCAAUGUUGCUAUCGCCGCAUGAUGGCAAAGCGUGAGCUUAAGAAACUGAAGAUUGAAGCAAGAUCUGUAGAGCACUACAAGACCUUGAACAUCGGUAUGGAGAACAAGAUUGUGCAACUGCAAUGCAAAGUCAAUGACCAGACAAAAGAGAUGAAGUUGCUGCUGGAGAAAUUGAACAAUCUAGAGGCCACUUACACUACUGACACGGAGAGGUUGCGGACGGAGGUGGACCGACUGCGUGCAAACGAAGAAAAUGCCAAAGUGUCGUCAAACAAGAUUACCAGCCUGUUGGAGGAGAUCGCCAUUCUCCGCAAGGAACUCAAGGAAACUCAGGCUCAGAAAAAACGCCUCGAGGAAGGAGCAGAGAAAUACAAAGAGGAAACCGAGCUGAUGGUGUCCCAGCUUAAGGAGCAGAACACUUUGCUGAAGAAUGAGAAAGAGGAUCUGAAUCGUCAGAUUCGGGAACAAGCCAAAGAGAUAACAGAAUCAAUGGAGAAGAGAAUGGAGGAAGAGACCAAACAGCUUCAGGUAGACCUCAAUGAUGAGAGGUCCAGGUACCAGUCUCUCCUUAAUGAGUUCUGCCGAUUGGAGGAACGUUACGAUAACCUAAAGGAAGAAAUAUCUUUGGUUAAUGUGUCGAAGCCUGGUCACAGAAGGACAGAUUCUACACACAGUAGUAAUGAGUCGGAGUACACCUACAAUUCCCUGCUUUCCUCUGAGCCGGGAGAACCUGAGGAUGGGACACGAAGACCGGAGGAGCUUCCAGAACAGAGCGGUGCUCUGGAUAUGUCCCUGUUCCUGAAACUGCAGAAGCGUGUGACUGAACUGGAACAGGAGAAACAGGGCUUACAGGAAGAACUGGAUCGAAAGGAGGAUCAAGCAUUAAGAAGUAAAGCAAAGGAAGCAGAAGAUCAGCAAGUUAAAGCCAGGGGAGCCGAACUGGAGUACGAAUCUCUGAAGAGGCAAGAACUAGAGUCUGAGAAUAAGAAGCUAAAGAAUGAACUCAAUGAACUGCACAGAGCCCUGAAUGAGAAGGCCUCCCCACAUGUUACAGCCCCUGGGUCUCCUGCGUACAGAGUCCUACUUGACCAGUUGACUGCAUCGAGUGAAGAGUUGGAGGUCCGUAAAGAGGAAGUUCUCAUUUUGCGGUCCCAACUGGUCAGUCAAAAGGAAGCUAUGGCACAUAAGGAGACAAUGACAGACCCGAUGGUCCUCUUGGAGGAUGUACGCAAGAUGAAGGAUGAAGGUGAAAUAACCCAAGCAUACUUGGGACUCAAGGAAACCAACAGAUUGCUGGAGUCUCAGCUUCAGGGCCAGAAAAAGAACUAUGAGAAUGAGCUGGAGAUCUUACGCGGAGAGGUUCAGAAUCUCAAAGAGGAGAUCAAUCGUCAGCAGCAGUUAUUGGCCCAGAAUUUGCAACUGCCACCAGAGGCCCGCAUUGAGGCCAGUCUGCAGCAUGAGAUUACUAGGUUAACCAAUGAAAACCUUGAUCUUAUGGAACAACUUGAAAAACAGGACAAGAUUAUCAGGAAGUUGAAGAAGCAGCUUAAAGUAUUUGCAAAGAAAAUUGGAGAACUGGAAGUGGGUCAGACAGAGAACGUAUCUCCAGCUCAGCUAGCAGACGAACCCAUCCGUCCUGUGAAUAUCCCAAGGAAAGAAAAGGAUUUCCAGGGAAUGUUGGAGUAUAAGAAGGAUGAUGAGUUUAAGCUCAUCAAGAAUCUUAUAUUAGAAUUAAAGCCUCGUGGUGUAGCGGUCAACCUGAUCCCUGGAUUACCAGCAUACAUCCUGUUUAUGUGUGUACGUCAUGCUGAUUAUAUUAAUGAUGACCAGAGAGUCCGGUCCCUGCUGACAUCAACUAUUAAUGGCAUCAAGAAAAUCUUGAAGAAAAGAAGCGAUGACUUUGAAAUUGUGUCAUUCUGGUUGUCCAACACUUGUCGCUUUUUGCAUUGUCUUAAGCAAUACAGUGGAGAAGAGGCAUUUAUGAAGCACAACACUCCUCGACAGAAUGAUCAUUGCUUGAGAAAUUUUGACCUUGCUGAGUACAGGCAGGUUAUAAGUGACCUAGCAAUUCAGAUUUACCAACAGCUGACAAAGGUCAUGGAAAACAUCUUGCAGCCAAUGAUCGUUUCAGGUAUGUUGGAACAUGAGACUAUUCAGGGGGUAUCUGGCCUAAAGCCCACGGGACUACGGAAGAGGACUUCCAGUGUUGCAGAUGAAGGUACCUACACUCUAGAUUCCAUUGUCCGGCAGCUGAACAAUUUCCAUUCCACAAUGUGUCAGCAUGGCAUGGAUCCAGAGCUCAUCAAACAGAUCAUCAGGCAGAUGUUCUAUAUCAUUGGUUCUGUCACCCUCAACAACUUGCUUCUUCGCAAGGACAUGUGUUCAUGGAGCAAAGGAAUGCAGAUCAGAUACAAUGUGAGCCAACUUGAGGAGUGGCUGCGGGACAAGAAUCUGCAGACCAGUGGGGCAAAAGAAACUCUAGAGCCUUUAAUUCAGGCUGCACAGCUACUGCAGGUGAAAAAGAAGACAGAUGAGGAUGCAGAAGCCAUUUGCUCCAUGUGCAAUAAUCUUACCACUGCUCAGAUUGUGAAAGUCCUAAAUUUAUACACUCCUGUUAAUGAGUUUGAAGAGCGUGUAACUGCCUCAUUCAUACGCACAAUUCAGGUUCGUUUACAAAAUCGAAAAGACUCCCCUCAGCUGCUAAUGGAUGCAAAAUUCAUAUUUCCAGUCACAUUUCCAUUCAACCCAUCUUCUUUAGCACUGGAAAGCAUUCAGAUUCCAAGCAGCAUGAACCUUGGAUUCCUGUUGCGUGUCUGAGGAACACUGAAGAUAUCAAUUCUACAUUGGUCAGAGAAUUGUCAUCCCCAUUCACUACAUACUGCUAGAGCAACGUUAAAAUAUUUGCAUUAUAAAGGAAUGUGUGCUGAAGUUGAAGAAAGCCAGACACAUUCAUGCAGCACCUGGUGAUGACUGCUGUGCUGUAGUUUUGAUGAAUAUACUUUGAGUUUAAUAACUGUAAAUUGAGGUUGUGUCAUACUUUAAUUAUUAGGAGUUGGAAUAAAGGGGAAGUACAAUUGCCAUAUAUAGUACCGUUUGUCUAAUAGCUAUUAUUUAAGUCAAUAUAUAGAAGAUGUAGAAUACAAAGGUCUGUUUAAAUGUAAUCUAGAGAUUAUGUUGUUAGUUUUGGUGUUUUGCUUAGCACAUUUAUUACAGUUACCGUGUUUAGUGUCCUCUGACUAUGCUGAACUAUACAUUUAGCACUGCACCCAUUUAGUGUUGGGUUGUAGUUCACUAAAAAUAUUUCAUGUCAACUUUACACCUUUUUCACAGUCAUUUUAAACUUAAUUUAUGCCAGUAAUAAUCACUAUUUUAGGUUCCAAAUUUCACUUAAAGCACAAAAACACACAGAAGGGCAAAAUAUAAAAUUCUCCAAAAAUCAUGAAGGCAUUUGACACAGGAAAACAAAUUAUAGUUUGAACAAUACUGUUUUUUUCAGUAUUUGAAUUCAUAGCUUCUUCCCCUUUUAAAUGCGCCUUAUUGGAAUUUCUUCCGAAUUUGCAAUACAGGAAUUGCUCAAUUAUUUCAUUUGUUUGUAACUGUGUAUGUUAAGAUUGAAGAGGACAACCGUAGAAGUAGAAUUAGAAAUAUUCCCCCCCCCUCCACCCUGAGUAUUUGCAAUACAGUGUUUAGUGACCACGGGGGUCAGACAUCAUGCAGGAUGCUGUGACUAUGGUGCAGGCAUCACCCUAAGAGGGCAGCUUCAACCUCAAACCACACCACCCUCCAAAUUCUCAAUGUUGCAGGUCUGUUGUGGUUUCAGUUCUGAAAACUUUUAACCUGAUAUUCCCAAUUUAAGGAUAACUGGUGCUGUGACUGGAAAUUGAACCAAUAUUGAGUUCAUAAUCACUUUACAGUGGCCAAAAAAAUCCUUAUUGCACCCUUCAUUGUUUACAGAUUUUAAGUUUUUUUAAAUAUAUUGAUCAAGCAUCCAAAUUCAGAAACCUGAUUUUCCAAGCAAUGGUUUACAUUAUCCAAAUGGUGUAAUAUGUGUGCCUAUUUAUAAUGCUACUGGAUAUCUCAUAUUUAAUAGAAAGCAAAAGUCUUUCUAGAUGCUGUGGAUUAAAGGGUAAUAAGCUCCUCUAGAGUUAUGGAGUUGUUUAAACGUUCCACAAUUAUCUCACAAAUCAAUGUUGGUCAAUACUUUGAUAGAAACAUUACUGAAUCUGUGAUCAUUAUCUAUCUUUUGUUUUUGCAUUUUUGUACAUUUCAAUCUGGUAAUGUCUUAAAAUAUAAAAUGCCCCAGACAUGUCUCUUGCAAGUUCUCUUUUGCAAGUAUUUGUUUAAUUCAACACAUUACAGAAUGAAUCGAAGCAUCACAUUUGGCUAACCCGAAAAUAAUAAUAACCUUUGCUUAUUCACAAACAUGUGGUUGUGAAGAGGACAAAUUCGGAGACAGAGAAAUAAAGAUCCUUAAAGAAAGAUUUCCUGGGAAAUCAAUUCGAUCCAAAAAGUAGUUGUCAGUCCACAAUACUGUAACUAUUCAACAACAGUAUUUGUUUCUUUGCUUUCAAAAUAAUAUAAAAGCCAGGGUACAAAGUAGAAGUUGUGCUAUGAAUCUUAGCGCAUGUAGAACAAUGUAAAGAUUGCAUUGUUCUUUAAUGAUGUUGAGAAAGUAUGAAGGCAAUCUUCCUUUGAAAUAUUGGUUGUGCACUUUAGUUAAAUCCUAUGCGUAUAUAUAGUUUUCUGUUUCCUGCUUAUAUUGUAUUUUACUUUUUUGUAUCAUAAACUGUUAUGAAACAUAAGUACAUUACUAGUGGUUAGUGUUAAGGAACUGGAGAUAUUUAAAAUAUCAACAACAGCAGCUAGCUAAAACCAAUUGCUGUUGCACUACCUAGAUCACUAAUGUUGACCAUGGAUGCUUGCUUCUGUACUUAACCAGCUCGCAAACAAUGAGUAUGAUAUUGAUGUACAGAAAAGUUAUGAAAGCCCUGUAGCAUUUCCUGUUUGUUGCAAUUGGUAAGUGUGUGCAUCAUGGCAAAUGUAUAUUGAACUAGGUACUAAGGUAAUGUCCAACUUGUAAAAACAAAUAAAAAU